UGUGGAUAGUCUAACACGUUGCAAAGGAGGGGACCGUUUAGUUUGAAUUCUCACACUUCGGAGCCAAACUAUGGAAUCUGGAAGAACAAGUUUUGAGGUCUGAAAUUCAGAUUCUGAGUUAUCCGAGUGAGUUUCAAAUUUUGAGACCCACUUCCCAAAGAUGGUUGCUAGAAGCCCACCAAAGCAUAACAAAAUGUUAGCUGUUCUCAAUCGUUCUCUAAUCAGAGAAACACUCAACAAGGUGGAUCAGUGCAUGGUUCGAUUACAAGAACUUCAGUACACGGUGGCCGGUGGAAAUAAGGUUGUCUCAGGGGUAAGUCUCAGCCCUCGCAGCACCAGAGGUUAUCUGCGAACCAGUCUAAGGUGCAAGCAAGAAUCAGUCAGGAUCAAGCAUGAUGCACCAAGAAGAUCUCCACCGGGGAAGUUUCCUAAGCCAACAAAUUCAGAAGGUAAAGAAUGGAGGCAAAUGUCACUGCCUUCAAUGCUUGUUGGCGAAACUGUUGGAGAAAUUUUAAAGGCAAGUCAAUUUGCCAGCGAAAUAGUCUCAGCAGUUAGUAGGAAAACUGCCACCAAGGAACCAAAAACUCCACAGUCCCAACGGUCAAACCAGAAAGUUGACACUGAAAACACACAACUCAAUGCUAGAAGGAGGAAAGAGAAGCAAAUUAAACCACUUUCUGAUACCCCACCAUCUCAAUGGGCUCGUUCAAGGAUUAACUUCAAGGUUUCUCCUCCAAAAAGAACAGUAGAGUUUGACAAAGAGAAUAAUAACAAGUGUUUGCCAAAUAGGGCAUGUGCUAGCAGUAGUACUAACAAGACAGUGCUUGUCCCCAAACCUUUAUUCUUGUCUACACAUUCUUCAAGGCAACAACUAUUUUGCAAGACAAAAUCUCAUGUCAUAUCAAGAAACAUAGGAACACAACAAAAGUGUUUGAUCAUGUCCCCACCUUCAGCAGCUUCCAAAGUUCAAGUCAAAGUAAAAAACCCAUCAAUUAUGUUUAUUUCUUCUUCACCCACAAGACCUACAAAUACAAGUUUGAGUUUGAGCAAGAAGAGUUCUCCAACAAAGAGAUGGGUUCGAACUUUCUCUCCUAGAGUGGCAACAAGAUUAUUAGCUUCACCAAUAAAGAGCAAGAAAACUGUGCAAAAAAGUGAUGGGGUAGUAAAUUUGAGGAAGUGUUCUCCAAAGAGAUCAGUUGCAUCAAAACUAUGUCGAUCUUUCUCUCCUUCAAGGCUGGCAACAAGAUUUGUUUCACCAUUGAAGAGCAGGAAAAGGGCACAGCAAAGCGAUGGGUUAGUAAGUGGAUUGAAACAACGCCCAGCAAAGUGACAUGCUACUCUCUUUUUUUUUUUUAAGCUUUGAUGAGGUCAAUAAUAUCUUAAUUCUCAAGAGUUUGAAGGGUUUUUAUUAUCUUUUUAGAGUAGUAAAUAAGCUUCUAACUUAAAAAAUAAUGCUAGCUCCUAGAGAGUGUUUGUGUGAAUA
This is a messenger RNA of Glycine soja, 1483 nucleotides long. Its product is annotated as microtubule-binding protein TANGLED-like. Lineage: Eukaryota; Viridiplantae; Streptophyta; Magnoliopsida; Fabales; Fabaceae. Bases 161 to 1330 code for a protein of 389 amino acids. The record is from RefSeq and is a predicted model, not a curated record. The transcript is spliced from 4 exons. Gene Ontology annotation, molecular function: microtubule binding. Gene Ontology annotation, biological process: regulation of phragmoplast microtubule organization.